AUGCUUGGUGGGUGUCUGUAUCCAUUGGUGGAGGAACUUGAGCCAUUGUGGACAGCAGAUGUCACAGGUUUGCUUCUUGAAAUGGACCAAAGCAUUAUCCUUCAUUUGAUAGAAUCACCUGACGCACUUAAAGUUCAAGUCAAAGAGGCAAUUAAGGUUCUAAGUGACUGGUUCCCCGAGCAGAUGCUGCUUAUGAGCUCCACCAAACCCAUGAGAGUGAAGAGUGCUGUUUCCACCUACUUUGAGUCAGAUUGCAGGCUCCCUCAAGGGACGUAUUGGGUGAAUCUAGCAUUUGUAUAUGCUACUCCUGAGCGACAAAGAGAUAUACUUGGUGAGUGUUUGUUUCCAUUGGUGGAAAAACAUGAGCCAAUUUUCUCAGCAAAAGUCACAGGAAUGCUUCUUGAAAUGGACCAAAGCGAAAUCCUUCAUUUGAUAUUUACACCUGAAGCACUUAAAGCUAAAGUCGAAGAGGCAGUUGAAGUUUUAUGGGUCUCGUGGAUUCCGCAGCAGCUGGAGUUUAUGAGCUCCUGCCCCACCAAGCUUAUGAGUAAGCUCUAA
Molecule: messenger RNA, 558 nt
Organism: Arabis nemorensis
Lineage: Eukaryota; Viridiplantae; Streptophyta; Magnoliopsida; Brassicales; Brassicaceae
Source: the annotation of a GenBank genome assembly